Eimeria tenella is the source of this 4308-nucleotide messenger RNA. RefSeq lists its product as uncharacterized. Gene Ontology annotation, biological process: translational initiation. The record is from RefSeq and is a predicted model, not a curated record. Gene Ontology annotation, cellular component: eukaryotic translation initiation factor 4F complex. Lineage: Eukaryota; Apicomplexa; Conoidasida; Eucoccidiorida; Eimeriidae. Gene Ontology annotation, molecular function: translation initiation factor activity; RNA 7-methylguanosine cap binding. Bases 1 to 4308 code for a protein of 1435 amino acids. The transcript has 7 exons.
AUGGCUGCUCGAAUAUCGGGGGCCCCCGAGCCUCGCAAGGGGGGCCCCCCGUCGCACGUGGGUGGGGGCCCUGCUGGGGACGGCUGCUGCUUCGCGGAAGCGGCAGCAGCAGCAGCAGCAGCAGCAGCUGCUGCUGCUGCUGCUGCGGAGGAAGACGAGGCCGAGGCCCCCAACCCCAGCUGCAGCGAGAAGAGGCCCCUGCAGCCCCUAGAGAAAUGCAUGGGGGCCCCUUCUCCAGACUCAAUGAGCUACAGCAGGGCCCCGCUGCUGCCUGCGUGUUUGCAUGCAGAAGCAGCAGCAGCGGGUGACAGCGCGAAGGACGCUGCAGCAGAAGCAGCAGCAGCAGAGGAAGCCAGGCCCUACCCCUGGCUCAGCAGCAGCGCAGCCUCCCCCUCAGCAGCAAGUGGCUGGCGCUCCCCCCCCAUGUGCUGCAGCACUGCUGUGUCUCCUUCUUCCCGCUGCGAGCAGCUGUCUUGCUGCGGCUCCCCAGCCAGCCGCUGGGGUGAGUGCUGCUGCUUCUCCAGCCUGCAGCUGCAGCAGCUCAGGUGCGCAGACGCAGCAAAGAUGCAGCUGGCAGCAGCAGCAACAGCAGCAGCAGCACCGCCUGACGCCGAAGUCGGCCCGGUGCUCCUGCAUGCGGCGCCGAGCCAGCAGCAGCAGGAAGCGGGACAGACCACCAGCAGCAGCGGCAGCAGCAGCAGCAGCGACAGCAGCAGCGGCAGAGCAGUACAAGAAGAAGCACCCGCAGCAGCGAAGGAGCAGCUAGCAGUUGCUGCCGUUGCUGCAGACGGUGCUGCUGCUGCUGCAGGCCCUGCUUGCUACUCUUGUGCUGCAUCCGAAGCAGCAGACGGGAGUUUGACUUCGAGUCAAUCUCCUCAGCAGAUUCCAGAGCGGGGUGGGACUGCAGCAGAACCUGCUGCUCCUCCAGCAGCAGCAACGGCAGCGACAGCAGCAGCAGCACCAUCAGCAGCAGCAGCAGCAGCUGCUGCUGCUGCGAACUUGAAUGCAGCGCAUGGCCCUGCCCCCACCCCCUUUAACGGCAGCGGCGCUGACGCCGAGGCCGGUAGCACAGAUGCUGAUGAAGCAGCAGCAGCAGCUGCUGCUGCUGCUGCUGCUGCAACUCAUGCAGCCGAAACUGCAGUGGCAGUGACGGCAGCCGCAGCAGAAGCAAAAGAAGCCAGAACAGAAGCAGCAGCAGCAGCCACAGCAGCAGCAGCAGGAAGUCCUGCCCCGCAGCGUCAAGCGGAGCUGCCUGCCAGCAGCACAGCUCCCUCUCCGGCUGACCAGGCGGGAGGGACAGUGCAGGGAGAGCCGUCAGCAGCAGCAGCAGAAGCUGCUGCUGCGGCAGAAGCCCCAGCAGCAGCAGCAGCAGCAGCAGCAGCAGCAGAUGAGGACACGGAGGGCUGGAUCUCCGUGAAGCCGCGGCGCCCUCGCCGCUGGGCAGAAGUGCCCAUAUCGGACGACGAGGAGAGCAGCGGGUUCCGGCCCCAGAGGAAGCCCCACGGCCCCGCAGCUGCAGCAGCACACCGCCAACACCCGCGGCAAGGGGGCCCCCCGGCUGCGCGGAAGCCCUGCAGCUACGGGGAGAAAGCAACAGCAGCAGCAGCAGCAGCAGCAGCAAACGCGCAGCACAGACACACCAACUACACCUGUGUGUUUAGCGCAGCCGUGGCUGCGGGCCUCGUCAACCCCGGCCGAGACACAUACGUGGCGCCCGCCGAGCAGCGGAAACAGCCGCAGCAGCAACAGCAGCAGCAGCAGCAAACCAAUUUCGAGGAUGAUAGGGGCCCGAAGCAACCUGGCGGUGCUGCCAACAUCAACUGGGGCCCGUGGGUGUCUCAUUCCUGCGGAUGGUGCUUAUGGCACGACCCAAUAGGCAACGAGGCGAGCGGAAGCAGCAGAAGCAGCAGCAGCAAAGGGCGGCUGCAGGAAGACUAUGAAAGGGGCCUCGUGCAAAUAGGCCGGGCUACGUCUUUGCGGGCGACGCUGGAGCUGUUUCAGCUGCUGUCCCACAAGGCUUUGAGCCCCCCUGUGAACGUGGCCGUCUUUGUGGGCGGCUGCGCCCCCCUGUGGGAAGACCCUGUGAACAGGAGGGGGGGGCACUUCGUCAUAAGAAACCUCGCAGGGAAGUCGCAGGCCGUGGAGGUGUUUUUGCUGCUGCUGAGAUCCUUAGAGCAGAAGCAGCAGCGCCACAGACGGACCUUGAGGGCCCUCCUCUCUACUCUUACUGGAGUGGUACUGUGUCUGCGCAACAACGACAAAAGCCACAAAGUUGAGGUGUGGGUGGGGUCGACUGCGUGCCAGACGCUGCGGCAGCAGGAGGCGCAGCUGCGGGAGCUGUUGGGCUCUACUGCUGUGGGGCUGCACCGUUUGGACUUCGCCUUUCUUUCGCAUGAAGCUUGCCUUAAUAAAAACCAAAGAAAGCUGCGCCUUAAGCCGCAAAAGCGGGAGCCCGAGGUGGCGCCAGCGGGAGCUGGGGAAGCAGCGUUGCCGCAGCAGCAGCAGGAGCAGCUGCAGCAGCUGCAGCAGCAGCAAGUGGUGCUGCCUGCUUUGUAUUCGGGAGAGAGAGAAGCAGGGGCAAGCAGCUGCAACAAAGCAGCCUGCGGGGAUAGACUUUGCGGGGAAGGGGCCACUUCGACUUGUGAAAGCGUGAGCACAGACACAGGAAGCUCCCGCCGCAACAGCAGCAACAGAGGGGCCUUCAGCAGCAGCGGCAGCAGCGGCGGCACAAAGAGCAGCAGCAGCUGCUGCAGCACCAGCUCUAGCAGCGGCAGCAGCAUUUCAAGUCUCUGCUGCGACGCGGGCGUGUCGACCCGCAGCUACAAGAGUGUCAUUCUUAGAGGCACUCAAACAGGUAGGCAGGUACGGUGGUGCGGCGGCUCUGCAGCUUCGCCGCCACUCGGGCUUUUCGCGAGCAGCAGCAGCAGCAGCAGCAGCGGCAGCGUCGCAGAGACGAAUUCGAGGGGAGAUGAGAAGAAGUCGCCGCUCGCGCCAACGGCUGAAGAUGUACCUCAACUCAGUAAACAGCAGGUCCAGGGGCAACAGCAGGUGCCGUUGCAGCAGCGAGAACGAGCAGGGAGCAGCAACAGCAGCACGAAGCCACCAGCGCUGCACUCAGGGGCACUGGCUGCUGCUGCAGGGAAGGCCGCGGGAGCUGCUGCUGCUGCUGGAAGAGGGAAAGAUGCGCCGCAGCCACCCGAAGGUGCACAGGCUGCUGCUGCAGGUGCAGCAGCUGCAGCAGCUGCACCAAGCAGCCGAAUUACCCGGGGGGCUGUCAGUGUGGGCCGGAAACAAGGCAGACACAAACACCCACGGAGGCAGUAUGGGGUAGGACUUAGCCACAGCGAAAGCCUGCGGCCUGAGCAGCAGCUGCUGCAGCACUUAUAUGCAUUCAAUGCUAGCGAAAUCCCAGACUAUUUCUCAAUGCAGCAGGCGGCGUACCAGGGGCGGGCUCCGGUCUAUCAGAGCUACGCUGCGUGCGCCACUGCUGCUGCUGCUGCCGACCAGGCUGCUGCUGCAGACCAGCAGCAGCAGCAGCCAGUAACUCUGUGGGACUUUCCACCUUUGUCUUCCUCUGAAGCGGCCGCUGCGGAUGCUGCUGCUGAAGCUUCUCUUCAGAGCCAUCAGCAGCAAGAACGAAGACAGGCACAGCUGGCGCCAGGGCAUGGAGCAGCAGAAGCAGCUGAAAACAGCAGCAGCGUCAGCAGCACACCUGCAGUGAAGCAGUUUGCUUUUAAUCCUUACGCUCCGGGAUUUGUAAUGCCUUCUGUUCCUCUCUCUGCCCCAACAGUGGCAGCAGGGGGUGCUGCCGUUGCUGCUGCAGCUGCUGCUGAUGUUGAGGAGGAAGUCAGCGAGCGCUGCUCGGCGGAAGCGGCUGAGGCUUCUUCGACUUUGCUGCUGCAGCCUCCCGCCGCUGCGGAUGCCGGCAACCUUCCUUCCGCUGGCGCUGCUGCUGCGCCGGUGGAAGCCGAUGCAGCAGCCGCAGCAGCAGCAGCAGCAGCAGCAGCUUCAGAAUACAUGGGCGGGCUGCUGGACGCGGACUUCGUGGACCCCCAGGACCCCUCGUCUUUGCUGCUCAUAACGCUGAUGCUGCACCCUGCCCUUGACGACGGCAGCCCGCUGCAGGUGCCGCUGCUGCCGCUGGCCCGAAUAGAAGGCGGCGCAGUUGCUGUGGAGGCAGAGCUGGAAGCUGCGGAGCAGCAGCAAGAGCCCCGCAAGAAGGAAGCAACGAGUCCUUCGCGUCUCAGCCUGACUCUGGACUACGAGGGGGUCACUCAGACUCUGUCAGUUGACAUUCAGCAGGACUAA